Messenger RNA from Dufourea novaeangliae, 938 nucleotides. RefSeq names its product ribonuclease Oy. Gene Ontology annotation, biological process: RNA catabolic process. Gene Ontology annotation, cellular component: extracellular region. The transcript has 3 exons. The record is from RefSeq and is a predicted model, not a curated record. Gene Ontology annotation, molecular function: ribonuclease T2 activity; RNA binding. The coding region runs from base 140 to 871 and encodes 243 amino acids. NCBI's taxonomy places the organism in Eukaryota, Metazoa, Arthropoda, Insecta, Hymenoptera, Halictidae.
UAGUCGACCAGCUGCUAUGUGCAGCUUGAAAAGGUAGCGAUGGUGGGGCGGUUCUUAUAAAAGGCGACGGGAGCAUAGAACUGAACUCACUCUCGCUGAACACGUAUUGGAUUCCAUCUCGCCUGUGUCUUCCCCAGAGAUGUUUAAGCACAAUCUAAAUUUGUCUUUAUUUCUCUUCGCUAUACUGAAUGGGUACGCGACAGCGGGCAAACACGAUUUCGAUGUUUUAAUUUUCACUCAACAUUGGCCACAAACAGUCUGCUACACGUGGAAGGAGAAAGACCCUUCGCAUUCUUGUGCACUACCGAGGGACAAAGGGGAAUGGACGAUCCACGGGAUUUGGCCCUCACAAUUUAAUAAAUUAGGCCCGGCAUUCUGUAACCCUUCCUUACCAUUCGAUCCGAAUGCUUUGGCGCCUUUGGCGGGACAAUUGAAAGAGAAAUGGAUUGACAUAGAGUACGGAAGGGAGUCUUCCUCUCUUUGGGAACACGAGUGGAAUAAGCAUGGCACUUGUGCGGCAGUACUUCCGCAAUUAAGUACCGAGCAGAAGUAUUUCAACGAAGGUCUCGUUUUGCUGUCCAAGUACGACAUGAAAAACGUUUUGGCAAGGGCAAAUAUCGUACCUGGGUUUUCGUAUAGAGUACCCGACAUUUUAAACGGGAUUCAACAAGUAUUGGGCACACACGCUACUGUAGAAUGUAGAAAGAACCGAGAUACCGGAGAAUCAUACCUAUUUGAAAUACGUAUAUGUUUCGACAAAACGUUACGAUUAGUCAAUUGCGACGGUGUUUACGGAUAUCCCACGAACUGUCGCGGAAACGUAAAGUAUCCUGGUGAUAUACCACAUAACUACUUUGCAGUAAGGGUAUGACUGUAAUUCUAUUGUGUAGUUUCAUGAAAACACGCAUAAAAAGAUCUAACAAAUAAUCUUGGUAAUU